Bipolaris victoriae FI3 is the source of this 336-nucleotide messenger RNA. RefSeq lists its product as hypothetical. NCBI's taxonomy places the organism in Eukaryota, Fungi, Ascomycota, Dothideomycetes, Pleosporales, Pleosporaceae. The record is from RefSeq and is a predicted model, not a curated record. The transcript has a single exon. The annotation marks the transcript as partial.
GGACAAGCAGACCCGCAAACGCUUGAGGUUAUUCUUAGCUGCCGCCUUACUGAUUGUCUUGUCGCACCUAACCACUCCCGACUAACUGCUUUGCUCUCUACACGACUCGUCCCACACGUCCUUUUAUUGCCAAGCCGCGUUUGUCUCCCGCCCAUCGUAAAGGCAACCCCCCAAAGGCCCGUCUCGCCAGCAUGCAUAUCCUCGUCCUCGUCCUCGUCCUCGUCGUCAUCACGACGCUUGUCGCCGCUCUUGCUGUCCAUAUGCACGAGCGUUGCCUGUCUUGGCUCCAAUCUCCGCCGCUCAUCGCCUCCACCAUUAAUACGGUAUGGCUGCUAA